UCCAUGUCAAAGUCAAAAUUAUCUAAUGGUCAAAAAGUCAAAAUUUUAGAAAUUGAGAUAAACAAGAUAUUUUGCCUAUUUAGAAUAUUAGGGAUAAUUUCAUUUUCUAUAAAAGAAUGGCUUCAAUUUUACUGAAGGCCAGGCAUCUAAGACAAUGUUGUGUACAUUUAAAAGGGGCCCCUGGAAUUUCUUCAACUGCAGUUUUACAGGGGGAUGCGCCUUUGAUAAGCACCGAUUUGUCCCUUUUAAAACCUGAAGAAAUAGAACACAGAAAAAAGCUUCAAGGUUACAUAACUGUCGAGGGACCAACCAACACUUCAUUAAUUAGUGGUGUACCUGAAGAACAAGUUAAAACCCGUACAGUAAGAAUAUACGAACCACCUAAGAACUGUAUGCAGAGUGGCACAAAUAAUAUUGGUCACUGGGAGAUUGAUUUUGAUACCAAAGAGAGAUGGGAAAAUCCACUAAUGGGCUGGUCUUCAACUGGUGAUCCAUUAUCAAACUUAAAAAUUCAGUUUAGCAAUAAAGAAGAAGCGAUUGAAUAUUGUGAACAAAAUGGUUGGAAAUACUUUGUGCAGGAGAGUAAGUUGGAGAAACGUUUCAAGCCAAAAUCAUAUGGUGUCAAUUUUUCAUGGAAUAAACGCACUAGAGUUUCAACUAAGUAAAUUAUUAUAUAUUUAAGUUAUAUAAUACUUCUAUGUAAAUAAAGUAAUUAAAACAAUAAUUAUAUCAUA
This is a messenger RNA of Sitophilus oryzae (rice weevil), 734 nucleotides long. RefSeq names its product NADH dehydrogenase [ubiquinone] iron-sulfur protein 4, mitochondrial-like. Gene Ontology annotation, biological process: electron transport chain. The record is from RefSeq and is a predicted model, not a curated record. NCBI's taxonomy places the organism in Eukaryota, Metazoa, Arthropoda, Insecta, Coleoptera, Curculionidae. The coding region runs from base 117 to 665 and encodes 182 amino acids. The transcript has 4 exons.